GCCAAGCCGUCCAACCCAGCAGCUGCCGGACCCUAGGACAGAGAGAGGGCUCCAGUGACGGCUCUACUACCCCACUAAAGAAGACAGAUCCCCCAGCAGCUCCAGCUCCUCGUCUGCAGUGCCAUGACCUUCUCGGACCUCCUGGAGCGUGUGGGCAACAUGGGCCCUUUCCAGUACCUGAACAUUGUCCUGCUUGCCCUCCCGAUCCUUGGCAUGGCCAACCACAACCUGCUGCAGAUCUUCACGGCCACCACACCUGCCCACCACUGCCGCCCACCCCCCAAUGCCUCUGAGGGGCCCUGGAUGCCCCUCCUGGGCCCCAAUGGGAAGCCUGAGAAGUGCCUUCGCUUGGCGCACAUGCCCAACACCAGCACGCCCAACGCCACCGAGGUGGUCACCGAGCCCUGCCUGGACGGCUGGGUCUACAAUACCACCAGGGACACCAUUGUAACAGAGUGGGACCUGGUAUGCAGCUCUGCCAAGCUGAAGGAGAUGGCACAGUCGGUCUUCAUGUCAGGCAUCCUGGUUGGGGGCCUGCUGCUGGGCAAGCUGUCUGACAGGUUUGGCCGCAAGCCCAUCCUGACCUUCAGCUACCUCCUGCUGGCUGCUGCCGGCUCAAGCACAGCCUUCAGCCCCAACCUCCCAGCCUACCUGGUCUUCCGCUUCCUGUGUGGCUUCAGCAUCUCAGGCAUCACCCUGAGCACCGUCAUCCUGAAUGUGGAAUGGGUGCCCACCCGGAUGCGGGCAAUCUCGUCCACCGGAAUCGGCUACUUCUACACCACUGGCCAGUUCCUCCUGUCCGGCCUGGCCUACGCCAUCCCCCAGUGGCGCUGGCUGCAGCUGAUUGUAUCUGCCCCCUUCUUUGUCUUCUUCUUGCUGUCCUGGUGGAUCCCUGAAUCCAUACGCUGGCUGGUUCUGUCUGGAAAGUUCUCAAAGGCUCUGCAGACACUGCAGCGUGUGGCUGCCCUCAAUGGCAAGAAGGAAGAAGGGGAGAAGCUCAGCAUAGAGGAGCUGAAGCUCAGCCUGCAGAAGGACAUCACCUUGGCCAAGGCCACGUAUGGCGCCAAAGACCUGUUCCAAAUACCGCUCCUGCGCCGCAUUACUCUCUGUCUCUCAGUGGCUUGGUUUUCCACCGGCUUUGCCUACUACAGCUUGGCCAUGGGCGUGGAAGAGUUUGGGGUGGACAUCUACAUCCUCCAGAUCAUCUUCGGAGGGGUAGACAUCCCCGCCAAGUUCAUCACCAUCCUCUCCGUGAGCUACCUGGGACGGCACAUCACCCAAGCGUCCACCCUGCUUCUGGCAGGUGGCACCAUUUUGGCUCUCAUCCUGACGCCCGAGGACAUGGCCAUUCUGAGGACAGCGUUGGCUGUGUUUGGGAAGGGAUGCUUGUCGAGCUCCUUCUCCUGCCUCUUCCUCUACACCAGUGAGCUCUACCCAACAGUCAUCCGGCAGACAGGCAUGGGCAUCAGUAACAUGUGGGCCCGCGUGGGGAGCAUGAUGGCCCCGCUCGUGAAGAUCACAGGCGAAGUGCAGCCCUUCAUCCCCAACAUCGUGUACGGGACCACGGCUCUCCUGGGGGGCAGUGCUGCCUUCUUUCUUCCUGAGACCCUCAACCGCCCUUUGCCAGAGAACCUCGAGGACCUACAGCAGUGGUGCAAGCCAGCAAAGGAGACAAAGCUGGAGCUGGAAGCAGAGAAAGAAGCCCAGAAGAUACUUCUGAAAUCAUGCACACAGGGCAUAGGCCCCAGCUGAAGGGUGGGCCCACCCUGCCUCCCACCCUGACCCUACAGGGCCCUGCUUGCCUCGAGCCCUGUGACAGGGUCUAAGUGGACCAGAACCCAACACAUUGCCUUCUAAGGGUACAAUGAGACUUCCCACCUCCUCCAGGGCCUCAACCACUGCCGGCCCAGCCUCCCACCUGUCCCAGGCCGCAUUGUCCUGCCGGCCCAGCCUCUUCCCCAAGGCCCCUGGCACAGCUCUUGCAGGCCGCAUCCCUUCCUUGCCCUCAAUCCUUCUCUUAGAUGAGAAAUUUCAAUAAACAGUGGUAAGGACUCAA
Molecule: messenger RNA, 2056 nt
Organism: Octodon degus (degu)
Lineage: Eukaryota; Metazoa; Chordata; Mammalia; Rodentia; Octodontidae
Gene: Slc22a8
Product: solute carrier family 22 member 8
Exons: 11
Coding region: 124-1752 (542 amino acids)
Biological process (GO): transmembrane transport
Cellular component (GO): membrane
Molecular function (GO): transmembrane transporter activity
Source: RefSeq, a predicted model, not a curated record